Messenger RNA from Coregonus sp. 'balchen', 26984 nucleotides. The record is from the annotation of a GenBank genome assembly. Lineage: Eukaryota; Metazoa; Chordata; Actinopteri; Salmoniformes; Salmonidae.
AUCUAUGAGGCAUCAUGUGAGGCCUACAGGCUGACCGGCAGCUCCUCAGGCUACUUCUCCGUUGAUCCAGAUGGCAGUGGUCCUCUGGGGCCGACACAGGUCUACUGCAACAUGACAGGUAAGCUGCCACUGGGGCACACAGCCCAGUCAUCACCUCUCUGCACUCUCCUGAAUCCCACAAGAACUCUGAGAUCGUAGCAGAGGAGAGAAAGAGUAAACAAGAUCUGAUUCAGUCACUUACAGACACAUUGUAUUGGCCCACAGCACAACUGACAACUGACAGCCAAGCUAUGAAGUGGAAAACCAUUAGGGUUACUAGACAUGGAAUCAGCCCCUGGUUACAAUGAUAGCUCCAAAUAAAGAUUUGCCAAAAUGUCUGCUGUAAAUAAGACAUUAUUUGUGCAAAAGUGUGCAAAAUGACACAAUCGCAAAAGUGAAUACACAUAAAGAAGACCAGAGCUCUGAUUCAAGUCUGUGUCAUGUCUUCACCUUCAGGGCUCAGACUUUUCACAGACAGAGUAAAGGAAUGGGAGCUCGAUGCCUGGGCGCUGGCAUACAAGACAAUAUCCAUCACAUUGCUGUCAUGAGCUUACAGCUCUGACCUUUCCGGAGGUUAAUGCAACAUUUAAGUCAUUACGGAGGUGGCUGGCUGCUGCUGCCUUUUGAUAGUCUGGCUCAGGAUCACAAUGUAUUUUCCUUUUUUCAUGCCACAAAUCCUAAUAAUGUUGCAUGGAGUUGCCUCAGGUUGACCUCAAUUAAAGAAUCCAUUAGAGAUGUAAAUAACUCUCAGCUUGACAAACUGGGAUGUGAAUAAUCACGAAGAGGAAGAGGAUUUCUUCUCAGGCAAGGUAAACAGAAUUCCCUAUAAUACACAAAAUAGGGGGAUGGAAAUGAAUUGGAGUCCUCACCUCAAUUCAUUUUGCAAGCUAUUAAUCCUUGGUUAGAGAGCCUACAGGAAAUCUUGUUUGGCUGUGGAUUAUUGUACAUGCAGUAGCGUGUCCAGAACAUUUUGAAUGGGGUGACCAAGUUGGGGCACAGACCCAGUUUAGGGGGUCAUAACAUUUUGAACCUUAAUCGAUGCAAGGUGGAUUUCUACAAUAAAAGUAUGAUGUUUCAAUGCAUUAAAUGCUUCAGUUUAGGUUUGGUACGUUUCCCUGUUCAAAUAAAUAAUGAAUCAAUUCCAAAAGUGUUUGCAUUGAAGGUCAGGAUUUUAUAUAAGGGUGUUAGCAUACAGCAAUAAAUUCACUUGAAAGUGCCAUCCAGAGUGCGAGUUAUACUGUAACAUUCGGGGGUCUCAGCCUAGGCCACCCCCUGGACACGCCACAGUGUACAUGCAGGAACUCCCUUUUUUAAUUUAAUCAAUUUAAUCAAUAAUUAAUUCAACAUGUUUAUUUAUUUUAUUUGGGUAUUGGCUUGUAUAAGUCAAAGCUUGUGAAUAUAUCCAAUGUUUUUAUAAUCAAAAGGGUAAAUAUGACACAACCAACAUGCUCUGCACACAAUGUACAGCAUGUUACAGGUCAAAAUGUCUUAAGGUUUGACAUCAUUUGUUCCAUGUUGUGUGUAGAAGACAAGGUGUGGACAGUGGUGACCCACAACAGCACAGAUCCAGUCAGGGUCCAGGGUUCUACACUCCAGAAGCCCUACAUUAUGAAGUUCAACUACAGCGCCUCACCUGAACAACUGAUGGCCCUCGUGGCCGGGUCAGAGCAGUGUCAACAGGAAGUGAUGUACGGCUGCAGGAAGUCCCGCCUCUUCAACACUAGAGGUGAGUUGGGUCGAUAGCACCCUGUUCGUCCUAUGACGUCAAACUUAGACAUGGUCCCAGACGGACCUGUUCACUAAUAUAAAUGGUUAGUAUUCUGAGAAUGAAACUGAUUCUGACCUGAGCAUGUGAAUAUACACUCCAUCCUCAACCAUUUCUCCCAUUAUCUUGCAAUAACUUGAAAGGCUACCACCGAGCAUAUCUCUGAGCAUUCAUCUUCAAUUGCUUUGGGAGCAAUCUCACAUUUGCUCCUAAAUCAUGAAAAAUUCAUGAAGUGCUGAAUUCCCUGAUUCCCCGGCUGUCAUGUGCGUGCAAAUAAACAAGUUCAUUAUCACAGUGGGUCAAAAUAAAAUAAAAAUGUUAUUCUUUGGGCUAUAUAUGAACAGUUUCAGAUGGAACAUCAAUAGGUUGUUUCUGCUGGCUGUCGUGCUUGAACACAGAUAUUCUCUAUAGAAGAUGAAUGAUGUUCAGCCCCUCUGUCAGACACACCAUGUCUCUUAGCUGUUCAAUGAAUAGCAAUUCACAAAUUGUUUAUUAUUAGACCAAUUUGGCCCAUGGAUUUAUGUAAAUUUGCAUGAUUAAAAGUGGCUUUUUGUGAACUCAGACACCACAACGUCAUGCAUGCGUAACCUAUACGCAUUCAUGGAAUAUGGUUCACAUUAGUUAAAUAUGUUUGAUUACUGUUAUUAAUUUAUUAAAUUGUCAUUUUCAUUUGUUUAAUUAUGUGGCUGUAGUGUUGGGCACAGACAACAUCUGCAGCUUGUAAUAUGACAAGAAAAUACCAAUUACCAUCCACGAUGACAAUGUAAUUUUGACUCGUCUUCUCUUUUCAUUAUACCGUUUCAUUAUCUAUCAACAUGCAGUUUGAAUACUAAGGAUUCACAUUUGCACAUUCUUUGUCAUGACCACAAAAACAAAACAAUAAACAACAACAAAUGUGUCAAGUAUUGAUAUGCUUUCAAAUGCUUGCCCAACACUGGGACCUAUUCUUACUAAAUAAGCAAGCAACACUAGAUCAAUAAGAGACACUGUUACUGUCAAUAUUGUACUGCAGUUUAUUUCAAAACCUCUUGCAGAGUAAGGUCAAUGAAAGGGCGUAUAUAAUGUAUGCAGGUUUAGCAUGCAACAUCAAGUAUCCGCAAUGCACAAUGCAGAUGUGUUGAUAGUAGCUGAGAGCUGAGGGACUGCUCCCUGCAGGCCUGUAGUGUCUCCAAUGCAGAGUCAUAUUGUGUGACGGAUGGCUGUAGCAGGGCCACUUACAGAUGCUCCAGGAAAUGAGCCCUGGAUGUCUGACUGGCAUCACUGAGGGCUCAUUGACACAAUGCCAUGGGAUGCCAACAGAUGCCAAUGGCUCUAAUCACAGUCACUGUGCAGAUAGCCAUACUGCAGAGAUGACCCCUGGAUUAUUAGCUGGUCUCUAAUAGGAUUUGUCUGAGUCUCACUGACCAGCAGGAUAAUUGUUAUAUUUGAAUAUGGAUGACAUUGUGUAUUCCAAGGAUUUCAUUCCAAAAACGGUGCCGUUUUUUUCUAAGCAUCUGGACAGUUAUGUGUCUAUCUGAUCCAAUAGUUAUACGUUUGAACUAACUGUAUAACUAGCUACUGUAAAGCUUUUUCUCUUAGUUGUAUAUUUCCCUAUAUAUUUUUUUUUCAUUUACUGCAUUGCUAUAAUUGCUUGUUUUUGUAUGAACUAUGUUGUGCUCUGCUGUAGAUGGUACCCCGUUGUCCUGGUGGGUGGACCAGGGUGGAGAGAGACGGACCUACUGGGGUGGCUUCCUGCCGGGGGUUCAGCAGUGCUCCUGCAGCCUGGAGGAAAACUGCAUGGACAUGAAUUACUUCUGUAACUGUGAUGCCGACACAGACUCAAGGUAACAAGGCAAAUAUGUCUCUCUGUGUAUCUACUGGGCUGCUCAUUGAUCAAUAUGCUCUACAGGCCUUUGGGUUUGUCUAGUGACCAUUAUUUUAAUUUUUUAAAAUGCAUUACUUUAUUUAUAUAGAACUUUGAAUACAGGGAUAUUUCUAUCCAAAUUCAACUGCUGUAAUGUAAAAUGACUAUAUGAAGGUAUAAAUUACUAUAAAAACGUAUUAGGCUUCAACUGCAGAUCUUAUCAUGAUAUUCUUUAUUACACACUUUAUCUUUAACUUUAAUGACGUUGCCUACAUUUAUUCUCACCCAGUGUGUCCCUGUGUAGUUUUGAAUUUGGGGAACCUCAUUUGCAUAUCUCCUGAGGCACCCGUCCAGACCUUGAUAGAUCACCUCAUCUUUAUAGUGUUUACUCUAAAGUUCCAGGCAAUGCUGACUGAGGAAUGGAUUAGUUUAUCUGUUGUGAAAUGAAGAGGCUUCUCUCGCUGUAUAUUGCAGGGCUAAUGACACAGGAGUCCUCUCCUACAAAGAGCACUUACCAGUGACUGAGAUCGUGAUUGGAGACACCAACAGAACAGGCUCUGAGGCGCUCUACAGAAUUGGCCCACUGCGUUGUAAUGGUGACAGUAGGUGAACUCUUCUAUUUUGUAAAAAUUGUAUCUUACAGAUGGUCCCUUUGGACAUCCUUGUUUUUCCAGGCCAAAUGCUGAUUAAAUAUUGAGUAUGUUCAAACGCUCCACUCAGUUCCAAGACAUAACCCUUUUUCACUCAUCUUUAUAUCCUUCUUAUAUGAGUCAAGACUUACCUCUAAGAAGAAAUGUGUAUUUCCUGUUUUCUAGAGUCUGUGUGGAAUGCAGCGUCCUUCUACCAGGAGUCAUCCUACCUGCACUUCCCGACCCUCCAGGCAGAGCUCAGCACUGACAUCUCCUUCUACUUCAAGACCAGCAUCCCAUCAGGAGUCUUUCUGGAAAACCUGGGCCUCAAGCACUUCAUCAGACUAGAGCUCAGCUGUGAGUCUGUGCUCCCCCCCCCCCCCCCCCCCCCCCCCCCACACACACACAUACUGUAAACACACACACACACACACACACCAGAAUCCAUUUGGAGAAGGCCAGCGGUGUGAAAUCAUCAGAAUUCUAUUUUCUGAUGAAAGCACUUCCCAGCUACAGUAGCCUACAUUUGACAUGCAAUUGGAAAAAUUUGCAACAUGUCACUCCUGACCUGAACUGCAUAAUGUAAUCCUAAUGACAGACACAGUGCUCUAUUAUCAAGCUGUCAAAUAAACCUCUAAUAGCACUUUCCGUGGCAACCAUGUAAUCAGAAUAUGCUCACUGAAUAUAGAAGUAAUUGUUGAAGAAAAGAAUGGUCAAACUACUUUGUGAAUGUACUAAAGAGCAUAAAGAGGAGGGCAACAUAGUUGCUGGGCUCAAAAUGUAUCUGUAAAAGCUUCUCUUUAGGUCUUUUGUAAGAGUCCAUUCUCUCAUAGGACAUUUGGAGCAUUGAAAUAACUGCAGCUUUUGAAAUGUGAGGCGCAUUUAGAAGUAUUGACAAGCUGUCAACUCUGCCCUACAUAAAACCAUACAGGUCAUCAAAGCCUUAUAAGUCUCAACGCAUCACAUUGCAUGCCAUCGACAUAAAACUACAUUGUGUAGCAUAGAAAAGAGGAGUCUCAGAUGCUGACCUGACUGACUGUCAGCUUGUGUCCCCUUUUUGUUUUCUCAGCUCCCUCUGUGGUGACGUUCUCCUUUGAUGUGGGAAACGGGCCAGUGGUCCUGGCCGUGAAGUCCCACGUGCCCCUGAAUGACAGGCAGUGGCACUAUCUGAGGGCGGAGCGCAGCGUGAAGGAGGCUUCUCUGCAGGUGGACCAGCUGCCCCUGCGCUUCCUGGAAGCCCCGUCUGAUGGACACCUCCGCCUCCGGCUCAACAGCCAGCUGUUUGUGGGUAGGGCUAUGGUGAACAGCCCCUCUGUGGAUUAAUAUGUACAUAGAGCAGUUAUACAUAUUGUAACACUGAAAAGCCAUAUUAAUUAGUUAUAACCUGUUGUCCCUCCUCCAGGGGGAACAGCGGCAAGGCAGAGGGGCUUCCUGGGCUGCAUCAGAACUCUGACUAUAAACAGCGUGACCUUUAACCUGGAGGAGAGGGCUAAGAUGACCCCGGGGGUAAGUGCCGGCUGCCCCGGCCACUGCAGCGGCUCCAGCCGUCUCUGCCACAACAGAGGGAGGUGCAUCGAGAAGAACAGCGGCUACGUCUGUGACUGCUCCCAGUCUGCUUACGGAGGACCCUCCUGCAAGGAAGGUGUGAAUCUUAAAGUAACGUCAACAUAGUGAUUAAUCCUUGGGGUUAAUUUAGCUGUAAUGUUGUUUCAUCUAAUCAUUCUGAUGCUGUUUUGACACUGAAUCUAUGAUUCUAACAUGCAGCAUGUAACUUCAAGUAUACACACAAAACAUGCACUGUUUGUAAAGUAGUGAAGUGCAAUCGGCUGCAAUCAGGAGAAGUUGAUUAACAUAGAGCUGUAAGAUAUCACAACAGCCCUCUGUUGCAAAAUAUUGCUUUACAUUAACCGAAAUCUAACAUCGCUCAGAGUAGGGUGUCCACCUUAUAUUAUAAAAUACAUUUUACCAAGACAAAUAUGAUUCUUCAUGUUCUGAAUCGUUCAGUGGGGUCUUUCUCUAACAUAUCAUGAACAUUAUAUCCAAAAAGUUGGAUUUCGUAAACUAAUACAUCCAAUUAUAAGCACCGAGCUCUGUGGAUAGAGCAGUGCCACUUCUCCCAGCGACUUUUGAGGAUUUUACAUGUUGUGGUGAUCUUCUGCAAAGUUGUUGCCGUGGGUCACAAAAACAACAUUAACAUGACACGAGCUGAAUUAAAAUGUAAAAGACUUUGAAAAUAAAAAUCUUGCUGUUCGCUCAGUGCUCCGUUGACAUUUCACAGAGAUACGCUUGUUUUUCAGAGAAAUAAAAAAUAAAUAACUGGAAUUUCACAUUAAUAUGAAAAGUGCAUACAAAAAUAUGAAGAAAAUACAUGUCAUGUCUCAAAAUCGAUAUCUAUCUUACCUCUAUAUUGUUUUAUGUCCUCCGGAUUCGAGAAGAAAGAUGACGAGUUCAAUGGUGAGCCUAUAAGUUUGCCUUAAGUCCGUUAUUUUGUAUCCUGGUUUUGGGACCACCAGUAAAGAUCAUUGUUUCACCAUCUAUGCCUACUGCCUACUGUGUAUCCUGCACCGCACCUGGGUCACACCUCACACCAACCCUUACAGAAAACAGAGCCAAUAUGGACCUAGCGGAGGCAGCACAGUAUCGUAGCGCAUUGGCAAUGCAGGGAGCCAUGCUGAACCAGCACGACCGCAGCCUGCAGCAGAUAACCGAGAAUCUCCGCCAGCUGACGAUCGCCAUGCAGAGCCGGGUGGACACCCGACCAGCCCCGGCAGCCGGCGGAGCGGAAGCCGCGGAAGCCGCAGUAGCGGCGUCUCCAGUCUCGCCUGCGACAUCGCGGGAACCCGCCUACCACCUCUGGAGAGGUACGACAGAUUUCCAGAGGGCUGCAGCGAAUUCCUCACCCAGUGUUCCCUGGUAUACAGCCUACAACCCUCCUCCUUCCCGACGGAGCAGGGCCGGGUGGCCUACAUUAUCACUCUGUUGAAAGGUUGGGCCCUUUUCUGGGCUACCACGGAGUGGGAGAGCCAAACUCCGGUGUUCUCCGACUCCUACCAAUUCACCCGGGAGCUACGCAAGGUGUUCGACACCUCUCGGGUGGUGUCAGGGCACAAGGCCGGGAGGCGUCUCACAGCCUGUCGGCAGGGUGACCGUUCGGUGGCGGACUACUCCGUGGUGUUCCGGACCCAGGCUCGAGAGGCAGGAUGGGAGGAGGCCGCCCUGGUCGUCCUUUACGUGCAGGGGCUAUUGGAUGGGAUGAAGGACGAACUCUCCUUCAGGGAGCUGCCUGAGCGACUGGACGGUCCCGUCAGGGUUCAGUGGGCCUAACUGCGCAUCGGGUGCAUGCACUGGUGGAUUUGGGGGCCGUGGGAAACCUGAUGGAUGCGGGGCUGGCCCAAGGGUGGAGCGUUCCUUUACUUUCCCUCUCCGAGCCGGUUCCGGUCAUGGGCCUGGAUGGCUGGCCGUUGGGGUUGGGCUUCAUCACCCGGCGUACUGUCCCCGUGCGUGUCCGGGUGGCAGGGGGGCUAUGGGAGGAUAUCCAGUUUUUCAUUGUGGACUCUCCGGUGUCCCCUCGUCCUCGGGCACCCCUGGCUGGUCGUCCACAAACCCUGGAUAGACCGGUCCACGGGGCGGCUCAUCCUGGAGGGAGGCUCCGCCUCCGUCUUGUUCCGGUAACCACCGACCACUCAUCAGUCCAAACCUUCUUCUUCUUGGGGAAAAAGGACGGUGGGCAGCGGCCGUGCAUUGAUUACCGGGCGCUCAACGACGUCACGGUUAAGAACCGCUACCCACUCACCCUGAUGACGAAGGCAUUCGAGUCGUUGCAGGGAGCCCCGGUCUUCACCAAGCUGGACUACGAAAUGCCUACAACCUGGUGAGGAUUCGGGAGGGGGACGAAUGGAAGACGGCUUUUAACACUCCCAGUGGGCAUUACGAGUAUCAAGUCGUGCCAUUCGGUCUAGCCAACGAGCCAGCGGUGUUCCAGGUGUUGGUCAAUGACGUGCUCCGGGACCUCCUCGACUACAGCGUCUUCGUGUAUUUGGAUGACAUCCUAAUAUUUUCAAAGGACAUGAGUGAACACCAGCAGCACGUUCGGCAGGUCCUCCAACGCCUUCUCCAUCACCAGCUUUAUGUCAAGGCGGAGAAGUGCGUAUUCCACACAGAGACAGUCUCCUUCCUGGGGUUCAUCGUCACCCAGGGGGACCUACGAAUGGACCCAGCCAAGGUCAAUGCGGUACUGGAUUGGCCCCAGCCCUCAUCCCUCAAGCAACUACAAAGGUUUUUAGGGUUCGCUAAUUUUUAUAGUUGAUUUAUUCGCAAUUUUUGCUCUCUGGCCACUCCGCUGAUAUCCCUCACCCAGACGAGCAUGCGCUCCUUCGCCUGGACCCCGGAAGUGGGGAAUGCAUUUGAUGCGCUUAAGGGGCGCUUUACAUCGGCCCCGGUCCUAGGGCAUCCUGAUCCGUCCCUACCGUUCAUUGUGGAGGUGGAUGCUUCAGACGUUGCGGUGGGAGCAAUCCUGUCCCAGCAGUUCCUCACGGACGGUAAGACCCACCCCUGCGCGUUUUUCUCCCAUCGGCUGUCCCCGGUGGAGCGGAAUUACGACGUGGGGAACCGUGAGCUGCUAGCGGUCAAGCUCGCCCUGGGGGAGUGGAGGCAUUGGCUAGAGGGGGCCACCCAUCCAUUCGUCGUAUGGACUGACAAUAAGAACUUAGCCUACAUUCAGGUGUUGUUCUUCACCAGAUUCUGGUUCACAAUCUCAUACCGUCCGGGGUCGAAGAACACCAAGCCUGACGCGCUCUCCCGGCAGUUCGACCUUGUGGACCUGGUGGAGAGGGAUGACCCCAUUGUCCCCAACACCCUGAUUGCUGCCUCAGUUUCGUAGGGAAUCGAUAGGCUGGUCAGAGCAGUGCUACGGCGGGAGCCCGAUACGGGCAGAGGUCCAUCGUAGAGGAUGUAUGUACCCAAGGCUGCGCGCUCGCGAGUGCUUCAGUGGGCGCACGCGUCCGACCUCACCAGCCAUCCGGGGGGUGCCAGGACGUUGGAGUUUACGUUUACAUUUACAUUUUCGUCAUUUAGCAGACGCUCUUAUCCAGAGCGACUUACGAAUUGGGGCAUUCACCUUAUGAUAACCAGUGGGGCAACCACUUUACAAUAUAUAUUUUUUUUCUUUGGGGUGGUGUAAGGGGGGGUAGAAGGAUUACUUUUGUCCUAUCCCAGGUAUUCCUUAAAGAGGUGGGGUUUCAAGUGUCUCCGGAAGUUGGUGAGUGACUCUGCUGUCCUGGCGUCAUGAGGGAGCUUGUUCCACCAUUGGGGUGCCAGAGCAGCGAACAGUUUUGACUGGGCUGAGCGGGAACUGUGCUUCCGCAGAGGUAGGGGGGCCAGCAGGCCAGAGGUGGAUGAACGCAAUGCCCUUGUUUGGGUGUAGGGACUGAUCAGAGCCUGAAGGUACGGAGGUGCCGUUCCCCUCACAGCUCCGUAGGCAAGCACCAUGGUCUUGGAGCAGAUGCGGGCUUCAACUGGAAGCCAGUGGAGUGUGCGGAGGAGCAGGGUGACGUGAGAAAACUUGGGAAGGUUGAACACCAGAUGGGCUGCAGCGUUCUGGAUGAGUUGUAGGGGUUUAAUGGCACAGGCAGGGAGCGCAGCCAACAGCGAGUUUCAGUAAUCCAGACGGGAGAUGACAAGUGCCUGGAUUAGGACCUGUGCCGCUUCCUGUGUAAGGUAGGGUCGUACUCUGCGAAUGUUGUAGAGCAUGAACCUACUGGAUCGGGUCAUCGCUUUGAUGUUAGCGGAGAACGACAGGGUGUUGUCCAGGGUCACGCCAAGGUUCUUUGCACACUCCACUGGCUUCCAGUUGAAGCCCUCUGGGAGGAGGACACAACGGAGUUGUCAACCGUGAUAGCGAGAUCAUGGAGCGGGCAGUCCUUCCCCGGGAGGAAGAGCAGCUCCGUCUUGCCGAGGUUCAGCUUGAGGUGGUGAUCCGUCAUCCACACUGAUAUGUCUGCCAGACAUGCAGAGAUACGAUUCGCCACCUGGUUAUCAGAAGGGGGAAAGGAGAAGAUUAAUUGUGUGUCGUCUGCGUAGCAAUGAUUGGAGAGACCAUGUGAGGAUAUGACAGAGCCAAGUGACUUGGUGUAUAGAGAGAAUAGGAGAGGGCCUAGAACUGAGCCCUGGGGGACACCAGUGGUGAGAGCACGUGGUGCGGAGACAGAUUCUCGCCAUGCCACCUUGUGGGAGCGACCUGUCAGGUAGGAUGCAAUCCAAGAGUGAGCCGCGCCGGAGAUGCCCAACUCGGAGAGGGUGGAGAGGACGAUCUGAUGGUUCACAGUAUCAAAGGCAGCAGAUAGGUCUAGAAGGAUGAGAGCAGAGGAGAGAGAGUUAGCUUUAGCAGUGCGGAGAGCCUCCGUGACAGAGAGAAGAGCAGUCUCAGUUGAAUGACCAGUCUUGAAACCUGACUGGUUUGGAUCAAGAAUGUCAUUCUGAGAGAGAUAGCAAGAGAGUUGGCUAAAGACGGCACGCUCAAGAGUUUUGGAGAGAAAAGAAAGAAGGGAUACUGUUCUGUAGUUGCUGACAUCGGAGGGAUCGAGUGUAGGUUUUUUGAGAAGGGGUGCAACUCUCACUCUCUUGAAGACGGAAGGGACAUAGCCAGUGGUCAAGGAUGAGUUGAUGAGCGAGGUGAGGUAAGGGAGAAGGUCUCCCUUACCUCAUGGUCUGGAGAAGAGAGGAGGGGAUAGGGUCAAGCGGGCAGGUUGUUGGGCGGCCGGCCGUCACAAGUCGCAAGAUUUCAUCUGGAGAGAGAGGGGAGAAAGAAGUCCUGAGUGGCGCAGUGGUCUAAGGCACUGCAUCGCAGUGCUAACAGUGCCACUAGAGAUCCUGGUUCGAAUCCAGGCUCUGUCGCAGCCGGCCGCGACCGGGAGACUCAUGGGCGGCGCACAAUUGGUCCAGGGUAGGGGAGGGAAUGGCCAGCAGGGAUGUAGCUCAGUUGAUAGAGCAUGGCGUUUGCAACACCAGGGUUGUGGGUUCGAUUCCCAUGGGGGGCCAGUAUAAAAAAUAUAUAUAUAUGUAGUCACUAACUGUAAGUCGCUCUGGAUAAGAGCGUCUGCUAAAUGACUAAAAUGUAAAAAUGUAAGUCAAAGCAUAGGGUAGUGCAGGAUCAGCUGUGUCAUUUGACUUAAUGAAUGAGGAUCGGAUGUCGUCAACCUUCUUUUCAAAAUGGUUGACGAAGUCAUACACAGAGAGAGAGGAAGGAGGGAGAGGGAGGAAGGAGGGAGGAGGGAGAGGGAGGAAGGAGGGAGGGGGAGGAGGAGGAGGAUUCAGCAGGGAGGAGAAGGUGGCAAAGAGCUUCCUAGGUGUUAGAGGCAGAGGCUUGAAAUUUAGAGUGGUUGAAAGUGGCUUUAGCAGCAGAAACAGAGGAAGAAAAUGUAGAGAGGAGGGAGUGAAAAGAUGACAGGUCGGCAGGGAGUCUAGUUUUCCUCCAUUUCCGCUCGGCUGCCCGUAGCCCUGUUCUGUUAGAUCGCAAUUAGUCGUCAAUCUACGGAGCAGGAGUGGAGGACCGAGCCGGCCGGGAGGAUAGGGGACAUAGAGAGUCAAAAGAUGCAGAACGGGAGGAGAGGAGGGUUGAGGAGGCAGAAUCAGGAGAUUGGAGGGAGAAGGAUUUAGCAGAGGGAAGAGAUGAUAGGAUGGAAGAGGAGAGAGUAGCGGGAGAGAGAGUGAAGGUCGCGACGGCGCAUUACCAUCUGAGUAGGGGCAGAGUGAGUAGUGUUGGAGGAGAGCGAGAGAGAAAAGGAUACAAAGUAGUGGUCGGAGACUUGGAGGGGAGUUGCAGUGAGAUUAGUAGAAGAACAGCAUCUAGUAAAGCGUAUUGCCUGCCUUGUGAGUAGGGGGAGACGGUGAGAGGGUGAGGUCAAAAGAGGAGAGGAGUGGAAAGAAGGAGGCAGAGAGAAAUUAGUCAAAGGUAGACGUAGGGAGGUUAAAGUUACCCAGAACUGUGAGGGGUGAGCCAUCCUCAGGAAAGGAACUUAUCAAGGCGUCAAGCUCAUUGAUGAACUCUCCAAGGGACCUGGAGGGCGAUAAAUGAUAAGGAUGUUAAGCUUGAAUGGGCUAGUGACUGUGACAGCAUGGAAUUCAAAUGAGGAGAUAGACAGAUGGGUCAGGGGAGAAAGAGAGAAUGUCCACUUGGGAGAGAUGAGGAUUCCUGUGCCAUCGCCCCGCUGACCAGAUGCUCUCGGGGUAUGCGAGAACACAUGGUCAGAUGAGGAGAGAGCAGUAGGAGUAGCAGUGUUUUCUGAAGUAAUCCAUGUUUCCGUCAGCGCCAAGAAGUCGAGGGACUGGAGGGUAGCAUAGGCUGAGAUGAACUCUGCCUUGUUGGCCGCAGAACGGCAGUUCCAGAGGCUGCCGGAGGCCUGGAACUCCACGUGGGUCGUGCGUGCAGGGACCACCAGGUUAGAGAGGCAGCAGCCACGCUGUGUGAGGCGUUUGUAUGGCCUGUGCGGUUAGGAGAGAACAGGGAUAGACAGAAACAUAGUUGACAGGCUACAGAAAAGGCUACACUAAUGCAAAGGAGAUCGGAAUGAAAUUAACUAAACAUCUGGGGAAGCGAGGCCUCCCUCACUAACCUUUCACUGAAACACUCAAAUACAACUCUUCCAACUUCAACUUUAGAAACUAUAAUUGCUGUAAACUACAGUUGUUCAAUGUUUCCAGGAAUAGACUAACUUAGUUUAUUCAACUAGCUAACUUGGUACAGUAUUCUUCUGUGAAAAUCACUCAGGGCACUGUAUCCUAUGACGCCAUAGCUAACUAGCAUGCUAGCAUCCAAUAACACACGGUUUAGCACCAAUACUUGGUUACAACAAACUACCAAUGGAUCAUUCAUGUCCGUGUCUAGUUCCUUUCAUAACGCAGAAGUAAUUAAACGUUGGCUAGCUAGCACGAAGUCAGUCAUGCUAGCUACACAAGUGGACAACACAUCUCGAAUGUUCAGAAAGUGAAGCUUACGUUGCAAAAUUCUCAUUGACUAAAAUGAUACAGUACUGCUAGCUGGUAAUGUUGGCUAGAUAGCAGUGGCUGCGGUGUUGACAGUUUGAAAAUGUAGCUGGCUAGCUAACCUCGAUAGUUUCUCUAUACUACACCUUUGUCUUUGAUACCAAGACAACUAUGUAGCUAGCUAACUUUACACUGAUCAAAUCGUUCCAUUGAAAUGUAUUUAGUUGCUACAGUACUGCUAGCUGGUAUAGUUGGCCAGCUAGCAGUGGCUACGGUGUUGCUACCCGCUAGCUAGCUAGCUUUAAUGGUCCAGGUAGUGGGUUAGCUAGCUAGCCUGGUGCUUCACCGGGCUCAGCCGAAUACACUACAAUACUUACCUACAAUAACUACCUACAAUAACUACCUGGAUAAACUACCUACAAUACCUAACUACAAUACCUACCUACAAUCUAAAUGCAUGGUUUAAGCUUUACUCGACACAUAUAAAAAAGAAGCCAAGCUUACCUCCCCACUUAGAGGAACACAACCUCACCCCAUCGCUCCUCAGGUACGGAGGAGGAGCGGUCCUGGGUGCCCAGGAGGAACAUUCUGGACCCAGGCCUGAUAACAACAUUCCGUCGCCUUCACCCGGAGGCGCCGAGGUGAACGCCUGGGGCUGUUUGUCAGGGGGUACUGUUACAGGAGGGGGUCGCAGUUCCGGAGCAACCCACAAGGUGUCAUCCUCUGACAUCUUUAGGAACCUCCUCACUCACAGUCUGGACUAAACAUUAUCCUAUUGGUGUCACCUGUGUCUACCUGUUCACCUGUGUAUUUAUGCCCUCACUUCCCUGUGUUCCCUUGCUCUGUUUUCUCUGCUAGUUCUCGAUGCAAAACAGUACUAAUCAGUGUCUGAUCGCGAGACGUAUGUACAGGUACUUGAGAAGUGUUCUCCCUGUUUCAUUGUUGUUUUCAGACGUAGUAAGUAUUUCGUAUGUUUGCUGUCAGCCUGUUUUUGGAGACCAAUUUGCUCCUCCUUUAUUUUUUCAUGACAAGUCGGUUAUUUUGUAUCCCGGUUUUGGGACCACCAGUAAAGAUCCUUGUUUCACCAUCUCUACCUACUGCCUACUGUCUAUCCUGCACCGCACCUGAGUCACACAUCACACCAACCCUUACAGUAGAGGUGCUGAGAUCAGUGGCAUUGAGAGUGCAGAUUGGAAAAGCGAUCAAAGAGGGAGAGGAUGAGAUGACAGAUCCUUGCUGCUCUGCUGUCUCUGGUCUGUCUGAGAGGAUCCGGCUCUCACAUUCACACUAAUCUAGGCCUCCAUUAUCAUGGAGCACACCCGCCUGAAAUAUUCCACUGGUCUGAAAUACAAUAGUCCCACUUUGAUUCAAUCCCACUUCCAUGGAACCUAGCAUCUGGAAUAGGGAACUUCUUACUUAUUUUCUUAUUAGCCUAACAGCAGAUACUAUAAAUGUUGCUGGCCCUGGGGCUGAGGCUAUCCUCAAGUAAAAGGUGACCCCAUUGUGCUGGACUGUCACCAUGAUACAGUGCAGUACCUAACCCAGAGUCUCUCUCUGUGUCCAUGCAGAGGUGUCUGUUUCAUUUGAUAGAGAAUCGUCAGUGACCUACACCUUCCAGGAGCCUUUCUCUGUGAUGCAGAACAGGAGCUCCCAGGCCUCCAGCGUCUACAGAGAGAGCAGCAGGGCCAGAGAGAACAUGGCUUUCAGCUUCAUGACCACACAAAGCCCUGCCAUGCUGCUCACUAUCAGCACCUUCAGCCAGCAGUACAUAGCAGUCAUCCUGGCACGCAACGGUAUGGACCCCUCUACUAAUUUUUCACUAUAAUAAAUAAGGAUUAUCAAGGUAGGAUUCAUACCACUGAAUUCCCGGUUUAACCCAGUUUGUGUUGUGAUCUACAGGGAGUCUCCAGAUCUGGUAUUGUCUCCAUGUUGACAGAAAGCCAGAUGUGUUCAGCCCCAGCCCUAGAAGCCUGGCAGAUGGACGCCUCCACCGUAUCAGAAUCGACCGUCAGGGAAAAGAUGUCUACCUACAGGUGAGAGAAGGAUACAUAUGGGAUGUUUACAUCAAAGGGAUGUAUAAACAUUUGGGAUGUUUACAUUUGCAUGUGUCAAAGGGAAAUGUAGACGCAGGGGAGUGAAGAGAGUGAGGAGCAGGGGAGUGAAGAGCGUGAGGAGCAGGGGAGUGAAUAGAGUGAGGAGCCGGGGAGUGAAGAGAGUGAGGAGCAGGGGAGUGAGAGAGUGAGGAGCAGGGGAGUGAAGAGAGUGAGGAGCAGGGGAGUGAAGAGAGUGUGGAGCAGGGGAGUGAAGAGAGUGAGGAGCAGGGGAGUGAAGAGAGUGAGGAGCAGGGGAGUGAAGAGAGUGAGGAACAGGGGAGUGAAGAGAGUGAGGAGCAGGGGAGUGAAGAGAGUGAGGAGCAGGGGAGUGAAGAGAGUGAGGAGCAGUGGAGUGAAGAGAGUGGGGAGCAGGGGAGUGAAGAGAGUGCGGAGCAGGGGAGUGAAGAGAGUGAGGAGCAGGGGUGAAGAGAGUGAGGAGCAGGGGAGUGAAGAGAGUGAGGAGCAGGGGAGUGAAGAGAGUGAGGAGCAGGGGAGUGAAGAGGAUAUGUACAAGGUGUAUUGAAAUAGUUGGUGCUAUAAAAAUAAAUGUAAAAUAUAAAAGAUGACAUGUGAGCAGAGAGAGGAACUACGCUGUACUUGGUCACCAUGAGAAAAAAUAUAAUUACAUUUACAUUUACAUUUACAUCAUUUAGCAGACAAUCUUAUCCAGAGCGACUUACAAAUUGGUGCAUUCAACUUAUGAUAGCAAGUGGGACAACCACUUUUUCCUUCUUUUUUUUAUGGGGGGGUGGGGGAGGGGGGGGGUAGAAGGAUGACUUUAUACUAUUCCAGGUAUUCUUUAAAGAGGUAGGGUUUCAAGUGUCUCCAGAAAGUGGUCAGUGACUCCGCUGUCCUGGUGUCGUGGGGGAGCUAGUUCCACCAUUGGGGUGCCAUAGCAGCAAAUAGCUUUGACUGGGCUGAGCGGGAACUGUGCUUCUGUAGAGGUAGGGGAGCUAGCAGGCCAGAGGUGGAUGAACGUAGUGCCCUCGUUUGGGUGUAGGGUCUGAUCAGAGCCUGAAGGUAAGGAGGUGCCGUUCCCCUCACAGCUCCGUAGGCAAGCACCAUGGUCUUGUAGUAGAUGCGAGCCUCAACUGGAAGCCAGUGGAGUGUGCGGAGGAGCGGGGUGACAUGAGAGAACUUGGGAAGGUCGAACACCAGACGGGCUGCGGCAUUCUGGAUAAGUUGUAGGGAUUUAAUGGCACAGGCAGGGAGCCCGGCCAACAGCGAGUUGCAGCAAUCCAGACGGGAGAUGACAAGUGCCUGGAUUAGGACCUGUGCCGCUUUCUGUGUAAGAUAGGGUCGUACUCUGCGAAUGUUGUAGAGCAUGAACCUGCAGGAUCGGGUCACCGCUUUGAUGUUAGCGGAGAACGACAGGGUGUUGUCCAGGGUCACGCCAAGGUUCUUUGCACUCUGGGAGGAGGACACAAUGGAGUUGUCAACCGUAAUGGCGAGAUCAUGGAGCGGGCAGUCCUUCCCCAGGAGGAAGAGCAGCUCCGUCUUGCCAAGGUUCAGCUUGAGGUGGUGAUCCGACAUCCACACUGAUAUGUCUGCCAGACAUGCAGAGAUACGAUUCGCCACCUGGUUAUCAGAAAUUAAUUGUGUGUUGUCUGCGUAGCAAUGAUAGGAAAGACCAUGUGAGGAUAUGACAGAGCCAAGUGACUUGGUGUAUAGAGAGAAUAGGAGAGCGCCUAGAACUGAGCCCUGGGGGACACCAGUGGUGAGAGCACGUGGUGCGGAGACAGAUUCUCGCCACGCCAACUGGUAGGAGCAACCUGUCAGGUAGGACGCAAUCCAAGAGUGAGCAGCGCUGGAGAUGCCCAACUCGGAGAGGGUGGAGAGGAGGAUCUGAUGGUUCACAGUAUCAAAGGCAGCGGAUAGUUAGCUUUAGCAGUGCGGAGAGCCUCCGUGACACAGAGAAGAGCAGUCUCAGUUGAAUGACCAGUCUUGAAACCUGACUGGUUUGGAUCAAGAAGGUCAUUCUGAGAGAGAUAGCAGGAGAGUUGGCUAGAGAUGGCACGCUCAAGAGUUUUGGAGAGAAAAGAAAGAAGGGAUACUGGUCUGUAGUUGUUGACAUCGGAGGGAUCGAGUGCAGGUUUUUUGAGGAGGGGUGCAACUCUCGCUCUCUUGAAGACGGAAGGGACAUGGCCAGUGGUCAAGGAUGAGUUGAUGAGCGAGGUGAGGUAAGGGAGAAGGUCUCCGGAAAUGGUCUGGAGAAGAGAGGAGGGGAGGGGAUAGGGUCAAGUUGGCAGGUUGUUGGGUGGCCGGCCGUCACAAGUCGCAAGAUUUCAUCUGGAGAGAGAGGGGAGAAAGAAGUCAAAGCAUAGGGUAGGGCAGUGUGAGCAGGACCAGCGGUGUCAUUUGUCUUAGUAAAUGAGGAUUGGAUGUCGUCAACCUUCUUUUCAAAAUGGUUGAUGAAGUCAUCCACAGAGAAGGAGGAGGGAGUGGGAGGAGGAGGAUGAUUCAGCAGGGAGGAGAAGGUGGCAAAGAGCUUCCUAGGGUUAGAGGCAGAGGCUUGAAAUUUAGAGUGGUAGAAAGUGGCUUUAGCAGUGGAAACAGAGGAAGAGAAUGUAGAGAGGAGGGAGUGAAAAGAUGACAGGUCCGCAGGGAGUCUAGUUUUCCUCCAUUUCCCCUCUUCUGUGAGCUCGCAAUGAGUCGUCAAGCCACGGAGCAGGAGGGGAGGACCGAGCCGGCCGGGAGGAUAGGGGACAUAGAGAGUCAAACGAUGCAGAAAGGGAGGAGAGGAGGGUUGAGGAGGCAGAAUCAGAAGAUUGGAGGGAGAAGGAUUUAGCAGAGGGAAGAGAUGAUAGGAUGGAAGAGGAGAGAGUAGCGGGAGAGAGAGAGCGAAGGUUGCGACGGCACAUUAUCAUCUGAGUAGGGGCAGAGUGAGUAGUGUUGGAGGAGAGCGAGAGAGAAAAGGUAGUAGUGGUCGGAGACUUGGAGGGGAGUUGCAGUGAGAUUAGUAGAAGAACAGCAUCUAGUAAAGAUGAGGUCAAGCGUAUUGCCUGCCUUGUGAGUAGGGGGAGACGGUGAGAGGGUGAGGUCAAAAGAGGAAAGGAGUGGAGGAAGGAGGCAGAGAGAAAUUAGUCAAAGGCAGACAUAGGGAGGUUAAAGUCACCAGAACUGUGAGGGGUGAGCCAUCCUCAGGAAAGGAACUUAUCAAAGCGUCAAGCUCAUUGAUGAACUCUCCAAGGGAACCUGGAGGGCGAUAAAUGACAAGGAUGUUAAGCUUGAAUGGGCUAGUGACUGUGACAGCAUGGAAUUCAAAUGAGGAGAUAGACAGAUGGGUCAGGGGAGAAAGAGAGAAUGUACACUUGGGAGAGAUGAGGAUUCCUGUGCCACCGCCGCGCUGACCAGAUGCUCUCGGGGUAUGCGAGAACACAUGGUCAGACGAGGAGAGAGCAGUAGGAGUAGCAGUGUUUUCAGUGGUAAUCCAUGUUUCCGUCAGCGCCAAGAAGUCGAGGGACUGGAGGGUAGCAUAGGCUGAGAUGAACUCUGCCUUGUUGGCUGCAGAACGGCAGUUCCAGAGGCUGCCAGAGACCUGGAACUCCACGUGGGUCGUGCGUGCAGGGACCACCAGAUUAGAGUGGCAACAGCCACGUGGUGUGAAGCGUUUGUAUGGCCUGUGCAGAGAGGAGAGAACAGGGAUAGACAGACACAUAGUUGACAGGCUACAGAGAAAGGCUACAAUAAUGCAAAGGAGAUCGGAAUGAAAUGAACUAAACAUCUGGGAAAGCGAGAGAGGGGGGCCUCCCUCACUUACGUUUCACUGAAACACUCAAAUAUAAUUGUUUUAAACUACAGCGGUUCAAUGUUUUUAUGAAUAGACUCUAACUUAGUUUAUUCAGCUAGCUAACUUGGUACACCGAAUCCUAUGACGCCAAAGCCAACUAGCAUGCCAGCCUCCAAUAACACGGUUUAGCACCAAUACUCGGUUACAACAAACCACCAGUGUGUUAACACGCCAAGCAGAUCAUUCGUGUCCGUGUCUAAAGUUGUGUAAAGUUUUGGGUUAGUUUUGACAGUUUGAGUGAGUACGUCGUCAAUUACGGUAGCUAACACUAACCAAUGUGUUGGAUUGACCAAGUAUACUGUAUGUGGUUGAAUGUGUUAUUCACACCUUCUUGUCCUUUUUCCCUUUCCCACUCAACUAGAUUGACAAGGACAUGAACCUAAAGUACAGCCUGUCAUCAGACACAGAGUUAAUCUCCAUCAAAUCACUGACUUUGGGGAAAGUCACAGGUGAGCCCACCAGAGAAAUGAGGACCUGUUGGUUAAUGUAGUUUGAAAUGACGGAAUGACUGGGGGCUACUGUCAAAGUUUUAUUUCUAUAUGGAAGAAAGAAACAGCCUAGGACAUGGUUGCAGGGAUUUGGAGAAUCAGUCUUUGCAAUAAUAGCAAAGCUUGUAAGCUGGAAGAGAUAGAAGAGACGUGUCAGUAAUAUUACAUGUGAUAUAGGAAUUCUAAGAAUUAGAUUUGGUCAAAUAUCUUAAUCACUUCUUGCAUCUGCUGUAGAAUUGACAAACAGAUGGGGAGGGGUGUGAGCCACUCCCAUCACCACCCCACCAGGACAUUGUAUCUGUCUAAUAAUAAAUAAAUAAAUACAAUAAUAAUCAGUCUCACGUUGCACGCACCGCAAAUCUUGGGAGUAUUGCACUCAAGCUUAUCACUUUGAGCAUUAGUCAGAAGCUAAAUGGAACUCUUAUGUAAAUAAAGCCUAAUUUGUCUAACAGAGAUUCGCAAUAGCUUGGGGAACUAGCAAAUCUAUGCUAAUUGACAACACAAUUUACUUUUUAAAACAAAUGUAUUCAUCUUAUCAUUAAGGUACCGCAGAUCCCCACGGAUGAAUACAUUUUAAAUAGAGAUUUUGAGAGGAACAUUAUUUUUUGGACAUUGGUCAUUGGCAAUGUAUAAGAUAUUUAGAGCCAUUGAACAAAACAUAUUAAACACAGGCCUAUAAGCCUUAAUCAUCUAAUGGUAAUUGCUGUAUUUCCAACUUUUUCAUCAAACUCAUAAAAAAUCAUGAGGGUAGAGUUAAACAGACAAAAUCAAAUCUCCAUCAUGUAUGCCAAAUCUGGCCUUUUACUAUAUAGGACAUAACAUUCCCUCUAGGGUAUGCUGUUUAUCUCUCUCAGUCACAUUCUAUUCAUAUGACUUCAGCACAGCACAACAGCAUCCACUUGUUAUCUAAAGGAUCAAAGGAAAGACAUGUACCUUCUUGGCUGGGUUAUGUCUCCUAGGGACCUAUUAAGUCAAAAUGAAUGCUGCAGCUCCACAAACAACGAUCAAUGAUAGACCAUGGUGGCGAUGAUCAUUGUACAACUGUUUUGGGGGCAACUACUUCCUCUACAGCAAAUUUGUCCCCCAUUGGAAGUAUGCUGGUAAUUAUAGAUUUCAAACCAAUUAGAUAUUAUUAUUUUAAAGGGAAGAUGCUGUUGAAUGUUCACUCACAUGGUCUGAUUAGCUCCAUUAUUUAACUAUAGAAUGUUUUAUAUAGGAAGAAGACCAUAUCUUUAGAGGAAUGACAGGCACACUCCUAUCUCUGUUGUAUCUUAUAUUCCCAUCUACUCUUGUCCUUAACACAAAUCAAAAUAGUAAAUUGCAUCUCAGCUCUCCUAUCUCUGAUUAAUUAUAUUCAAGUGCUUUAAGCAGCCAUGAUGCUAUCUGUAUAUGUGGCAGUCGUUAUGAUUACUUUCCUGCAAAUUAUGAGGAAUCUUUAAAUAAACGUAUUGUGUAGCUCUAAUUUCAUUUGCAUACAUUUCAUAUGCAAUUACAGACUCUCUCAUUGAACAUAACAAGCAGGGACAAUUUUCAUACAGUCUCAAGAGAGCCUGCUCAAUGGGUCAUAUCUCACAUUGACAAACAGAGAUUGCUAUAAGGGAUACUAUACAACAUGCACAUUAGUCAAAUGUAUGCACGCAUGACUGUAAGUCACUUUUGAUAGAAGUGUCUGCUAAAUGGCAUAUAUUAUAUAACUAUUAUUCAAAGUUAGAUACUGUUGUAAUUGUGGCAGUCGUGGAUGUUUGAAUGUUUUAUUAACAUCCAGAUGAAUAGAUAAAUCAGUGAGUCCCCUACUUAUUGUUUACAGGAGUGGAUGCUGUGGAUGAGGAAGUGAUGCGGGCAGGAUCUAAGGGCUUCAUUGGCUGUCUGUCAUCAGUCCAGUUUAAUCACAUGGCUCCACUGAAGGCAGUGCUACUUAACCGUGGCAGCUCAUUGGUCACUGUUCGAGGUCACCUGGUGGAGUCUAACUGUGGGACGCUGGCUGACUCGACAAUAUUGCACUCUCAAUCAGGUAUUGUAUGAUGUAUUCAAAAUGUAAUGUAUUUCUGCCAUUUUGGAAGAGGUGGGGUACAAAGAUUAACUGUAUUUAACUUGUAUAGUUUUAACUGUGGAAAAUGUCAUUUAAAGUAACUAUCCGGCUAUAAUUAAUGAGCUAUAAUUAAUAACAAUAUAAGUGAAAUCGUUUUUCCUUCCAAGUUUUUUCUUCCAAGUAUGCUAAAAAGCAGCUUUUCUGUGUUUGAAUUGUGUGGGCGUACCCCAAUAUGAGAAUGGUGUGGGUGUUAGUGAUGUGCGGGUUGACUCAUAACCCACAGUCCCCACGAUUAUAUCUGCAGGUUUAGGGUCAUGAAGUAUUGUGUGGAUGAAGGGCGGGUGGGGGGUGGUCGGGCUGAAUGAAGAGAACACAAUACCUUAAAAAAUCCAUAAAUGUAUCAUUAUUGUGCAAUUUAUAUCUAUAGGCUACAUUGAGGUUUUUCUUUCAUUAUUUUAGGCUAUCUGGCAUUAGUGUGUAAGCCUAAACUUUAGGGCCUAACUGUAUGGGCGCCAAAUAGCCUAUACGCCAAUCGCCAAAUACUUUUGGGAACAAGCAGAAAAAGUUAACGUUGAUCCACGGAGGCAAAAAGCUGCAAAAUGGAGAGUUGAAAUUAAAGAGAAGGCAGGGCCAGAAAAGUAAUGUUUGGGAAAGAUUUGGUGAAGUGGUAAAAGAGGAUGAUAUCAGUGCCGGCUAUGUUGUGUGAUGAUUUUGAGGCGCUAUACAAAUUUGACAGUCACAAGACACGGACUUCAAAUAGGCCUACUGUAGCCUACUGUUCAGAUGGGUUAAAUGGAAACUGAAAUCUGGACACUGACUGUCACACCCUGACUUAUGGGACUCUUGUAUGUUGAGUCAGGGUGUGGAGAUCUAUGUCAUUAUUUCUAUGUUCACAUUCUAGUUAUUGUAUUUCUACGUUUGGCCGGGUGUGAUUCCCAAUCAGAGGCAGCUGUCGCUCGUUGUCUCUGAUUGGGGAUCAUACUUAAGUUGCCUGGUUGCAAUCAUUAGUUGUGGGAUCUUGUUCCGUGUGUAGGCUUGUUUUGUGUUUAGCCUGAGGACUUCACGUUACGUUGGUUUGUUGUUUUGUUCGUGUGUUUAUUCGUUGAAAUAAAAAUGUAUGCAUUUCACGCUGUGCCUUGGUCUGACCCGUCCUUAAACGAACGUAACAGAAGAUCCCACCAAACAAGGACCAAGCAGCGUGCCCAGGAGCAAACACCCUGGACACAGGUGGGGAAGAUUUGGUCUUGGGAGGAGAUAUUUGCGGGGAAAGGACCAUGGGCGAAGGUAGAUGCCCAGGCAGGAGAGGAGCAACGGCCAGCUGAGGAGGAAGCCCGAGAGGCAGCCCCAAUAAAAAAAAAAUUGGGGGGCUAAAGGGGUGGUCGGGGAGCGAGAGAGAAGAGCCCCGACCACUGCACCCGGUGGGUUUCCAGGUUGAGUCCCUACGACCAUGGGAAGAAGAGUGGGAACAGUUUUAUACUGAGGAGUCGGAGGAUGACGACAAUGAUGAGUUUCUGUUCCUUAACUCCCGGAGGAGUCCUCACUGGAGGAGGAGAGCCGAGAGAGAGAGAAGGAUCGGAUCAGCAGGGUAAGAGAGGAGGCCACCACAUUACGGGGGCUGAUAGCAAGAAUAGAGCGGGAGAGCUCCAUUCAAGAGGAGGCACUGCAGGAGGCUCAUAGGGAGAAGGAGGAAGUAGAUGCACGGAGAGAGGAGCUGGUUAGGCAACAUAAGGAGCGUGGGUUAAUAGAGGAACCCAUGUAUGCGGAGAUACGCACUGUAUCGCCAGUGCGCAUGCACAGCCCAGUGCGUUCUGUACCAGCGCCCCGCACGUGUCGUGCGAAAGUGGGCAGCCAGCCAGGACGGGUUGUGCCGGCUCAACGCUCCUGGUCUCCAGUGCACCUCCAGGGUCCAGUAUAUCCUGCUCCGGUUCUACGCAAUGUGUCACCAGUGCACCUCACCAGUCCUGUACGGCCCGUACCUGCUCCUCGCACCAAGCCAGUGGUGUGUGUCCCCAGUCUGGCCCGGCCUGUUCCUGCUCCUCGCACCAGACCAGUGGUGCGUGUUCCCAGUCCGGUCCGGCCCGUUCCUGCUCCUCUCACCAAGCCAGUGGUGCGUGUUCCCAGUCCGGUCCGGCCCGUUCCUGCUCCUCUCACCAAGCCAGUGGUGCGUGUUCCCAGUCCGGCCCGGCCAGUUCCUGUUCCUCGCACCAAGCCAAUGGUGCGUGUCGCCAGCCCGGUACGACCCGUGCUUGCUUCCCGCACCAAGCCAGAGUAGUCCGUUCCACCGGGGUCCAAUCCAGCUCUGGUCAGCAGCUCCACUCCGGAGCCAGAGCAGUCUGCUCCACCGGUGCCUAGUCCAGCUCCGGUCAGCGGCUCCAGUCCAGACCCAGACGUCAGCCCCUCUCCAGGUUCGGGGUCUCCCACAUCAGGGCCCAGACAGGGCUUGGUGCAUCGUGGGAGGAAGGAGAGGGGAAGCAGCACGCCGAGGUCCAGACCAGACCAGGGGCGCAACGGGGAGGCUGAGAGAAUGUGGUCGUCACGCCCGGAGCCGGAUCCGCCUCCGAGGGGGAAUGCCCACCCGGACCCUACCCUGUUAUGUCAGGUUUGUGCGGUCGGAGUCCGCACCUUUGGAGGGGGGUACUGUCACACCUUGACUUAUGGGACUCUUGUAUGUUGAGUCAGGGUGUGGAGAUCUAUGUAAUUAUUUCUAUGUUCACAUUCUAGUUAUUGCAUUUCUAUGUUUGGCCGGGUGUGAUUCCCAAUCAGAGGCAGCUGUCGCUCAUUGUCUCUGAUUGGGGAUCAUACUUAAGUUGCCUGGUUGCAAUCAUUAGUUGUGGGAUCUUGUUCCGUGUGUAGGCUUGUUUUGUGUUUAACCUGAGGACUUCACGUUACGUUGGUUUGUUGUUUUGUUCGUGUGUUUAUUCGUUGAAAUAAACAUGUAUGCAUUUCAUGCUGUGCCUUGGUCUGACCCAUCCUUAAACGAACGUGACACUGACUGUAGGUCUAUAACCUCUCACAUAGCCUCUAUAUUUUGACUAUAGAACAGGAGUGGAAAAAUAUGAUUUCUUUCUUUCAGCAUCUUGAGAGAAUGUGAAUGCGCAGUUAGAUACUGUGUGUAGAGGUACUGUCUUUAUCAGUAUAAUAAAAGCUGAUAGUAUUUCAACCACAUAAAAUGUACAUCCAAGCCGAACUGAAAUCUUAUCAGAAACAUGUUGGGUCGUUUUCACAACUUUCUAUUUCCUUACGACCGGUCCCUAAACGUCUUUGCUCCGCCAAAGAAGCCGAGAUGACAGAGAAAACUGUACUGAUGUCAACUAGAUUGAAGCAUUAAUUCUAUCGAUGUAUUACAUUAUUCUGGUGAGCAAGGGUUUAUUUAGUCUUCUAGGUCAACAUAUAAUGACAGGAGAGAAGCUGCAUGUAUAUAAAUAUAGACAAGUUGACUUACAAAUAGCUUACCAAAAUGUUGGAAAUUAUAAGGAGAAACGUCCUGCACCCCCUGUCAAAAAAUUGUUCCGCCGUUUCUGACUGUAGCUUACAGCGCAUUUUAGUCGGGAGCGGGCCUCAGAUUUUCACUUGAUCACAUAUAGUCGGGCGGAUGGAUUAUUAGCAAUUGCAGGUGGGUGGGGUUGAACAAAUAGCUGAUCCGCGCACCACUAGUGGGUGCAUACCGGUCAUUUAUAAUAUUAAUGAGAAGUAAACAGCUGAUUGGGCAGCUCAGCCACUGAGCCAACUUGUCUUUUUUAUUUAACUAGGCAAGUCAGUUAAGAACAAAUUCUUAUUUACAAUGACAGCCUACACCGGCCACCGGCCAAACCAAUGACGACGCUGGGUCAAUUGUGCGCCGCCCUUUGGGACUCCCAAUCACGGCCGGUUGUGAUACAGCCUGGAAUCGAACCAGGGGGUCUGUAGUGACACCUCAAGCACUGAGAUGCAGUGCCUUAGACCACUGUGCCACUCGGGAGCCAAAAAAUGAGGAAAUAGCAAGCAUUUUUUAAACACUGUUUGAGAUACAAGUUUGAGAUGGGAUUUUUAAAAUAAUUUUUGGGUGUUAUUUAUGCUUUGCCCACAAAUGUGAGUAUAGGAAGAGUCAACAUUAUUUGUGUAUAAGUUAACAGAAUAUGAGCCUUCAAAAGUGAGAUUUUCACCAGACACAGUUACUUUAAUAUUUCAAUUUUGUCAACACUGAAGCCGUGAUUGUUUUCAGUCUGUCAGAUUCUUCCAUUGUCACAAUGAUGGUACCCAAGUGAAUGUUGCUUAUUAUUUUAUGUUUGUUUUUCAUCCAUAUCCUUCGGUCGCCCAGUUCUCAAACAAACGAGAGAUCAAUGAUCUAAUCCAUUCCUCAUGAUGUCACCGCUCUCUCUUCCCUCCUCCGGUAGAUCAUUCAGAGACUGUCGGCAGAGGCAAAGGGCCAUUAAGGAAGGUUUCAAAAAGCAACUCGGCGGUAAUUGGAGGUGAGUUUUCCAAUUCAGAGUUGUUAAAGUGCUCAAUUGCAAAAGUCAAUGUGAUGUGAAAUGUGCCCCAGCGAUCUCUGCCUUUCUCAUCAGACGUUUUCUAGGAAUAAUGGAAUAAUGUGUGUCUGUCAAGAUAGGAUAACAUGCUACAAUUUAAGGCAUUUCCAGCCCUGGAGAGACAUCCAAAGUAAUUACCCAGAAGUGAUGUUAUUUGAACUGUAAAGUAAAAGGUCUUGUAAAUUGACUUUCAGUCAGAUAUGAUUGUAUGCCAUGGAGAUAAUGGAAUGACUGAUCUAUAUAUUCCUAAGUCAAUUUCUAAGUCAAUUCCUAGUGAGACAUUUUUGUCAAGGGAUUUUAAGUUCAAACUCACAAUUAUCUCAGUGCCACUGAAGUUAAAAGAUAUGAAAAGCCAUUUUGCUGAGCCUAAACAGCCAAAUUACAAUCAAAUCAAAUGUUAUUCGUCACAUGCUUUGUAAACAACAGGUGUAGACCAACAGUGAAAUGCUUACUUUUGGGCCCUUCCCAACAAUGCAGAGAGAGAGAAAUUACUUAAUAGAUAUAAUACAGACACAGAAAAAGUGAAAUCCUGAUAGAAGAAAGAACUUCCUCUGUGGUCCACUAAAGAUGACUGCUAUUUGUCCCCCACAGGAGUGGUGACAGCUGUGGUCUUCAUCACUCUGUGUGUGGUGGCGGUGAUGACCCGUUUCCUGUACCAACACCGGCAAGCCCAGAGAGACGCCAGCAUCAAGGAGAAGGAGCACCGACACAACCUGGAAACAGCCUACCGGAGAGAAGCAGCCUACCAAGCAGAACCAGCCUACCGGACAGAGCUCCACCUCCACCACAGCUCCACCCUCAGGGACAACAGGGAGUACUACAUC